AUGAUCUCAGAGGACAUCGACAUUGGCCACGUGCUGCUGGAGGCGCGCACGCGAUGGCUCAAGCCGGUCGAGGUGUGCAACAUCCUGCAGAACUUCCGCAAAUACGAGUUUCAGCUCAACCAAGAGCCACCAGCCAAGCCGCCAAGCGGGUCGUUGUUCCUGUUCGAUCGGAAGGUGGUGCGAUACUUUCGCCGCGACGGACACGUGUGGCGCAAGAAGAAGGACGGCAAGACCGUUCGCGAGGCGCACGAAAAGCUCAAGGCGGGCAGCGUGGACAUUCUGCAUUGCUACUACGCGCACGCGGAGAGCGACGACCGCUUCCAGCGCCGCUGCUACUGGCUGCUCGACGGGGAGAACGAAAACAUUGUGCUUGUGCAUUACCGUGAAGUGGCUCAGGGUACGGGGCGGGCGCAGCAGUCCCCUAGGCAUAGCACGGUGGACUCCAUGCCGAUAUAUGCCACCCAGGGCCCCGACAUGAGCAUAGACGACCUCUCCGCGUCCGUGGGCGGCGGGAUGGGCGGCAUGGGCGGCGGCGGAGCUCGCAGCGCGGGCAUGGCGCUAAUGGGCGGGGGAAGCAGCGCGGCUGGUGCGGGUAUGGGCAGCGCCAGUGCCGCUGGUGGUGCUGGGGCUGUUGCUGGUGGCGUUGGGGGUGUUGGGGAUGUGGGCGGGAUGGGGAUGGGCGGGAUGGGCAUGCAUACCCCCUCCACCAGUCGUUCUGGCAGCGGGCGCAUGAUGGGUCUCCCCUACGCCUCUAGCUCCGCCUCUGCUGGCGGAACUGCUGGCGGAGGGGCGGGGGGCGGCGGAGCAGGCAUGGGCGCGGGCGGAAGGGGCGGGGGCGCGUUUUCCAUGGAUAUUCCCGCGUCCCCUAGUCACGGCAACGAGUACUGCUCGUCUAACGCGGGCGGGAACGAGUCCGGGGCGUUCAUGGGCGGGGGAAGGCGCGGGGAGGAGGGGGAGGAAGACGAGUAUGAGAGCGGUUCAGAGCGGUUUGGUGAGGAGGGGGACUCGGCUCUGAACUGGACGCAGCUGGAUAUGCAAGGGGGCGGGGUGAAGGGUGUUGGCGGCGGGAUGGACGGUGGUGGGCUGGGUGUGGGUCAGCAUCAUCAGCAGCAGCAGCAGCAGCAGCAGCAGCAGCAGCAGCAGGCAGUGCAGCAACAGCAGUUGCGGCUGCUGCAACAGCAGCUGCUCCAGCAGCAGCAGCAGGGGCCACAGCAGCAGGGGCAGGUGGCAGGGGGGAUGACGGAUUUCAUGGGGCUGUCGUCGCACGGCGGCCUGGGUGUAACAGGGGCGGCUGACCCCCUCUUGCAACAGGGACAGGGGCAGGUGGUGGCGGGAAUGACGGAUUUCAUGGGGCUGUUUUCCAGCUCUGUCAGUGCGCUGCACGGCAGCCUGGGUGUCACGGGGCUGGCUGACCCCCUCAUGCAGCAGAUUGGCCUCGCUUCCCCUUUCCUUUUCCUCUUCCCCUCCUUCCCUCCCAUCAUUUCCGUCCUCCCCCGUGCUCUCACAUCCCUUCUCCCUGACCUCGCCCCCCUUCUCCCUAAUCUCACCUCCCUUCUCCCUAAUCUCACCUCCCUUCUCCCUGAUCUCACCUCCCUUCUCCCUGAUCUCACCUCCCUUCUCCCUAAUCUCACCUCCCUUCUCCCUAAUCUCACCUCCCUUCUCCCUAAUCUCACCUCCCUUCUCCCUAAUCUCACCUCCCUUCUCUCUAAUCUCACCUCCCUUCUCCCUAAUCUCACCUCCCUUCUCCCUAAUCUCACCUCCCUUCUCCCUAAUCUCACCUCCCUUCUCCUAAUCUCACCUCCCUUCUCCCUAAUCUCACCUCCCUUCUCCCUAAUCUCACCUCCCUUCUCCCUAAUCUCACCUCCCUUCUCCCUAAUCUCACCUCCCUUCUCCCUAAUUUCACCUCCCUUCUCCCUGAUCUCACCUCCCUUCUCCCUGAUCUCACCUCCCUUCUCCCUAAUCUCACCUCCCUUUUCCCUAAUCUCACCUCCCUUCUCCCUUAUCUCACCUCCCUUCUCCCUAAUUUCACCUCCCUUCUCCCUAAUUUCACCUCCCUUCUCCCUGAUCUCACCUCCCUUCUCCCUAAUCUCACCUCCCUUUUCCCUAAUCUCACCUCCCUUCUCCCUGAUCUCACCUCCCUUCUCCCUGAUCUCACCUCCCUUCUCUCUGCGCUUCCCUCCGUUCCUCCCGUUCUCUCGCAUGCCCGUUUCACACACCAACCAUCAGCAGCAGCUCUCUCGGCUGCUGGAACAGCAUCAGCAGCAGCACCAGCAGACUUUUGAGACGUCUCAAAAGCUCUCACCUCCCAUCUCCCUGCUCACACCUCUCUUCUCUGCCCUUCACUCUCUCAUGCCCGUUUCUCAGAACAACCAUCAGCAGCAGCUCUCGAGGCUGCUGGAGCAGCAGCAGCAGCAGCAACAGCAGCAGCACCAGCAGCAGCAGCGGGACAUGCAGUCGCUCCUGCGAGACACAGUCGUGCUGGACGAGCUUAUCAAGGCGUCCGGCCUCGCAGGCUCCUUGGAUGCUUCUGCAGCGGGCACAGCAGGUGCUGCAGGCGCUGCUGGUUCUGCUGGUUCCGGGAAUGUGGCACUGCCGGCAGCAGGAGCAGGAGCAGCGGGUGCAGCAGAGGCGCAGUUGAAUUCGCUCAUGUAUGCCCGCUCGGGCUCUGGCCCACACACAGACCUGUCAUCGCUGCUCCUGCAGACUGUCCCUCUCAACGAGGCAGGCAGAGAAGCAGCCUUCAGCGGAGGCGGCGCCUCCGGCUCCCCUCGAGCCAUCGCUGCAGCCACCGCCGCCGCAGCCGCCGCCAUAGCAGCCGCCGCAGCUCCGGCCGUACCUCCCGAGAGCUGGCUCGGCGCGUACCCUCCGGAGCUCCGAAGCUCCGGAGGCUCGGGGCGCCCGGGAUUCUCAAAUAUGUUUGAUGAGAUGCAGACGGAUGGGUCUAAUAGGAGCUUAUCAGGGUUGCCGUUGCCCCCUAGUGGAAGCAUGCCCAAGAGUGGCAGCAUCAUCCCUCAGAGCGGCAGCAUGCCGAACGAGCCUGCGCUGUUCCGGAAACUGGACAGCUUUGGCGAGUGGAUCGAGGAGGUUUAUAAAGGGGAUGGUGGUGCGGGAGGGGGCGGGGGAGCAGGCGGGGAUGGGGCGGGGGUGGGGGAGGAUGCGGUUAUGGGGGGUGGUGCUUUCCCUCUCUCUACUUCUGGAGCUGGUGGUGGCAGUGGCGGUGGUGGUGGUGGUGGCGGUGGUGGCAGUGGUGGCGGUGGUUUUGGCACUGGCACUGACUCUUUUGAUAUGAGAAUCACCCAGGCUAUGCGCCGGUCUGCCCCCACGCCCUCCCCUCUCUCCUCCCCCGAGCCCUUCCCCUCCUCCCCGUGUUCCUCCGGUAUGGGCGCGGGUACGGGGUUGGAGAGGCAGGAGGUGAGUUUCAAGUUGGGGGUGAAGGAGGAGGCGGGAGGGGACGGCGAGGAGGAGGGAGGUGUGGGGCUGGGAGGCAGCAGGUAUGACCUCUCAUUCAUGGGAGCUUCUCCCAUGCUUCCUCUGGGCACCACGGCUCCUGCUGCGGCUGCCAGUGGUGCAGCAGACUCGCCGCGCCCCAUGGUGACGUUUUCCAUUGCGGACUAUGCUCCCACCUCUGCUGCCACCAUGGGGGGCGUCAAGGUGCUGUUAGCAGGGUCUGUCCACGAUCCGCGAGGCACCCCAAGCCCCCACACGCGCUCCUCCCCCCGCGGCAGCUUCUCAGGCAGCGGCAGCCUUAGCGGGAGCGGGGGCAGUUUCGGUGCUGGGGGGGGUCUUGGUGGGGGCGGGCUUGGGGGGACGGGCAGUGGGAGUUUCGGGCGGGGGGACACAGUGUGGGGCGUGCGGUGGGGGGUGACGUUCGGAGAGGUGGAGGUGGAAGCUGAGCAGGUUGUGCACGGUGUACUGCGGUGCGUGGCUCCCAUUCACAAGCAAGGGCGGGUUAGCCUGCGCGUCACCUGCACCCCUGCUGCUGCUGUGACUGUGACUGCUCCUGGGGACCGGAACAGGACUUAUGCAAAGAGUGGUCUUGGCAGUGGUGCUGGUGGUGCUGGUGCUGGUGCUGGUGCUGGAAGUGGUGGUGAAGGGGAUGGUAGCAGGCCGAGUCUCUCCCGUCUGUUUCUCUCUGAACGCGCUCUGCUGUCCCGCCUCCUCUGCUUCAUCUCCCGCAUCAACCGCGCCAGCCUGGCGGACGUCAGCGCUGACUGGGCGUGGGUGGAUGAGGCGCUGGCGUCCACGUCAGCAGCAUGCCCGGAUGAAGCGGAGUGGAGCGGCAGGCAGGAUGGGAACAGGGGGGAGGGGGCGGCGGAUAGGGAGGGAAUGGGGGUGGAUAGAGAGGAGGGGGAGGAUGAGGAGGAUGAUGAGGAGAGGGAGAUGAGCAUGUGGGGGUAUGGGAGUGAUGAGGAGGAUGCGGAUGAAUAUGCUCUCAGACUCCAAUGUCAAGGAGGGGCGGAUACAGAGAGAGGAGGAGGAGGGGAGGGGGAGGAGGAGGAGCGGAGGGAGGAGCAGCAGGGGUCCAGGGGAGUCCACGAUGCAGCGAGGGAGGCGGGCAGGAGGGGCAUGGGGCUGGGCCUGGGGCACCUCGUGGCUGCCCUGGGGUGGCCGUGGGCUGUGCCGCUGCUCAUGAGUGUGGGGUGGGACCUGAACGCGAGGGACAAGAGGGAUUGCACGGCUCUGCACUGGGCUGCUGCAAAAGGGAGAGAGGCAAUGGUGGUGGCGCUGGUGGCAGCAGGCGCCAACUCCUCUCUCCUAGCGCGAGUGGGAGGGGCGGAGCGCACAGCAGCAGACACAGCGUCAGCAUGCGGGCACACGGGCAUCGCGGCCUAUCUAGCAGAGUCGUCCCUCAACGCCUCCCUCUCCUCCAUGACCAUUCAGGACCAGCACCAGCUGGCCACCGACCCUUCUCUUCUCCAAUCAGCCGCUGCUGCUGGCCAUGCAGCCGUUGCCGCAGCAGCUGCUGGCGCCGCCGGUAGGGGUGUUGGUCCUGGUGCCGCUGGUGGUGGUGGUGGUGGUGGUGCUGCUGCUGGUGGUCUCCCGGGGGUGGUUCGCCCCGCCGCUGUCGCUGCGUCGCCCGACAUGCAAGAAACGCUGGAUGCGAUUCGGAGGACAGCGCAGGCCGCAGCGUUGAUCCAGGAGCGGUUCAGGAAGCACUCGGAGCGAAGGAGGCAGCAGCAGCAGGAGGAGGAGGAGCUUCGGGAGCAAGAGAGAGCAGUGGCGGCGGCAGCGGAGGCAGCGGCAGGGCUGGGGAUCGGAGGGGACGAUGAGUUGGAUGAGGAGGAGGCGAGGAUGCUGGUGGCGGCGAGGAAGAUUCAGAACGCGUUCCGAGGGCACAAGACCUUCAAGCAGUCGGAGGCUGCGCGGAGCAUUCAGCGGCGGUUCCGCACGUGGAAGCACCGGAGAGAGUUUCUGCGCAUGCGACAGCGGGUUAUCAAGAUUCAGGCGCACGUGAAGGGGCACAUUCAGCGGCAGAAGUACAAGAAGAUGAAGUGGGGCCUUGGGAUCAUCGCCAAGGCCGUCCUGCGCUGGCGGUUCCGCCGCAGCGGCGUGCGGGGGCUCCGUGCCCAGCAAGAUGGAUGCCACUCCAACGGUGGACAUGGCGCGCUCCAUACUACGCCAAUUUCCAUGGCACUCCACUUCCACUCGCCCACCCCAGACCACACGCACUUUCGCGCGUUCCUCCCUACCUCUCCCGCCAUGGAGCCUCUCCCUGCUACAGGAUAUCCGUUCUUCGCGGACUCGUUACACGCAAGCAAACGCCUGCGAUCCCUCUCAUCCUCCCCGAUCUCUGUCCCUCCAGCGACCCUCCUCGAUACUACGCUCAGCCUAUCCUCCAAUCCAGUCGCCACCCCUCCGCCGUGCCCGCCGUGUAAUGGCGCGAUUUUGGAACAGUGUCCCCCACGCUCGCCAUGCGACGACAACACAAAUGCCGCGCUUCCCUUCCUUGCAAUGCUCCGCCGUCUCAAGCCGCAAGCGCAAUCCCCUCCCCAGAUUCCGCGCUUCUUCAGCUCCAGUCCACUCCGGCGGACCAAUCCAACACUCCCCCCGGUUACUGCAGCGAUUCCCGCCGCAGCUCCCGCCGCCAUUCCCGCGCGCUGUCCGCUCCCGCCUGUGGAGGCCCUCCGCCGCGCCGUGAAACGCUCGCAUGCCGUAGCCCGUCUCGACGAGGAGGUUACCAGCGAGCUUCGGACCGCCUUUCCCUCCGAUUGCCCCUUGCAAGUCCCGUCAAAUGCGCUCGAGGUUGGUGCCGCGGCGUCGGGACUUCCAGCGGUGCUUCCGUGCGACGCUGACGUGGCGGAGCGGCUCGUGAAGUAUGACAGGCUGACGUCGUCGCUGCGUGGCUCUCUGCCAGCCGCGAAUCUUGCGCAGUGGGACGCGGCGGUGGGAAAGCUGAGGGAUCGCGUCGCGAUGAAGGAGGAGUUUGGAAACGACGUGAACGGGUUUCUUCUGUUUCUCCACGCGCAGCUCGGCGCGCAGCAGCCGUCGGCGCGCAAGGCGCUGCAGCUGUUCGCUGCGUUCAAGCAAGCGCAGCGGCAGAACUCAGGAGCCGCGGUGGGGUCUGAAGCGCCGCUGCCGGCGGCAGCUGCGGUGGUUUUGCGCCGUGUCCCUGCACAGACGGUCGAGAUGGGAGAUUCCAAACCCUCCGGAGGCGGCGGCGGGAGCGGGCUACAGCUCGAUCUGGACACGUUCGGUCGCCGCCUGAAGCUUCUCUACGACAGCUGGCGAAAGGACGAAAGCCAUUCGUGGGGUAACACGAGCGCGUUCGCCGUCGCGACUCCCCCGGCGAGCGAGGACAUGCGAUACCUCAAGUCGUCGGCGCUGCAGAUCUGGUUACUGGGUUACGAGUUCCCCGAGACCGUCAUGGUGUUUCUGCAGGGCGGCGGAGCCGGCGGGGAAGGCGGCGGAAGCGGCGGAACGGUGCACGUGGUGUGCAGCCAGAAGAAGGCGCAGCAUCUGGAGGCCGUCCGGCGCGUGUGCGCGGAGAAAUCCGGCGGAGUGGAGAUGGUGCUGCAUCCCAAGCCUCGCAGCGAGGACGGGUCCUCCCAGAUGGCACAGGUCAUCGACGCCAUCCGAGCCUCCGGCGCAGGCUCGGCAGGCGGAGGUCCGGUGCGACUGGGCGUGCUGGCAAAGGAGGCUCCGGAGGGGGCGAUCAUGGAGAAAUGGGCGGCUGCAGUGGAGGCAGCAGCCGGUGGGGAGGGCGGGGAGAGCGGUGGAGAGGGGUUGGAGACGGUGGAUGUGGGUCCGGCGCUGGGGGAUGUUCUGGCGGUUAAGGAUGAUGGCGAGGUGAUCAACAUCAAGAAGGCUGCAUUCCUUAGUGCUCAGGCGCUCAAGGCGUUCGUGGUGCCGAAGAUGGAGGUGCUGAUAGACGAGGAGCGCAGCAUGACGCACGCGGAGCUGAUGGAGCAGACAGAGGAGGUGAUUACGGACCCUGCCAAGAUCAAAGUCAAGCUCAAGCCCGACAACUGCGACAUCUGCUACCCGCCCGUCUUCCAGAGUGGGGGACAAUAUGACCUGCGAGCAUCAGCAGUGAGCAGCGACGAGCCUCUGUGCUAUGACUCAAUGGGUGUCAUCAUCUGUGCCAUCGGUGCCAGAUACGCCUCCUAUUGUUCCAAUGUCGCGCGCACCUACCUGAUUGACGCUACCAAGGCACAGGAGAAGGCGUACCAGGUGCUAUUGCGGGCACAGGAAGCGGCAAUAGCAGCAAUCAAGCCAGGGGUGCGGCUGGGGGAUGUGUACCGGGCAGCAGUGGCGGUGGUGGAGAGGGAAGCACCGGAGCUGGUGGCUCAUCUCACCAAACACGCCGGCACUGGCAUAGGCAUCGUGGCGGUGGUGGAGAGGGAAGCACCGGAGCUGGUGGCUCAUCUCACCAAACACGCCGGCACUGGGAUAGGCAUCGUGCAUGUGCGUUCAACGUGGUGCUGGGAGGGAGCCUGGGACUGCCUUUCGAGACGUCUCAAAAGUCAAUGUGGUGCUGGGAGGGAGCAUGGGACUGCACGGGCUCACACCCCCUGCUUGUCUCUCUCCCCUGUGCUCUCCUGCGCUGCCGUGUGUCUCUCCCCAGAGUUCCGAGCGGCGGGUCUGACCCUCAACGCUAAGAACGAGCGCACGGUGAAAUCGGGCAUGGCAUUCAACGUGGUGCUGGGGCUACACAACCCAACACUCAUCUGUCUGCCUGUCCUGUGCCUCCCUGCAGAGUUCCGAGAGACGGGUCUGACCCUCAACGCCAAGAACGAGCGGACAGUGAAAUCAGGCAUGGCAUUCAACGUGGUGCUGGGGCUACACAACCCAACACUCAUCUGUCUGCCUGUCCUGUGCCUCCCUGCAGAGUUCCGAGGGACGGGUCUGACCCUCAACGCCAAGAACGAGCGGACAGUGAAAUCAGGCAUGGCAUUCAACGUGGUGCUGGGGCUACACAACCCAACACUCAUCUGUCUGCCUGUCCUGUGCCUCCCUGCAGAGUUCCGAGAGACGGGUCUGACCCUCAACGCCAAGAAUGAGCGGACAGUGAAAUCAGGCAUGGCAUUCAACGUGGUGCUGGGGCUACACAACCCAACACUCAUCUGUCUGCCUGUCCUGUGCCUCCCUGCAGAGUUCCGAGAGACGGGUCUGACCCUCAACGCCAAGAACGAUCGGACAGUGAAAUCAGGCAUGGCAUUCAACGUGGUGCUGGGGCUACACGGGCUCACCAACCCAGAGGCCGGAGGGGAGGAUGGAGCGGAGGCGAACGGGGCUGCACAGCCUCACCACUGCCCCUUGCUUGUUCGCCUGCCCUAUGUUGCCCUGACGGUGAAAUCGGGCAUGGCGUUCAACGUGGUGCUGGGACUGCACGGCCUCACCAACCCAGAGGCUGGCGGGGAGGAGGGCGGCGAGGCGGACGGAAACGCAGAGGCCGGAAAGGAAGGGGGCAAGGAGGGCAAGGGCGGGAAUGCGAAGCUGAGGAAGUAUGCACUGCUGGUGGCGGAUACGGUGACGGUGAGGGGCGUUGCUGACAAGGACCGUUGGGUGGACGUGGCUACUGCUUCUGCCUCUAAAUCGUUCGCUGACGUCGCUUAUUCCCUCAAGGGGGAAGAUGAAGAAGAGGAGGAGGCAGACAAGGGGAAACGACCGGCAGAGGCAGCAGGCGGGGCGGAGCCCACUGUGUUUGCGCGUGCUCACCUGCGGUCGGAGAAUCAGGAGGCAACAAAGGAGGAGCUGCGGCGGCAGCACCAGGCAGAGCUGGCGAAGCAGAAGAUUGAGGAAACGGCCCGGCGGCUUGCUGCUGGGGGGCUGGGGGCGCGCGAGGGCGAGGGGGCGAAGCGGCAGACAGGGGAUUUGGUGUCGUACGGUGAUGUGGAUGAAAUUCCGCUCGCGAUGAAGGACUAUAAGAUCCAGGUGGAUCAAAGGCAUGAAUCCGUCCUGCUGCCCAUUUAUGGUCUCUUGGUGCCGUUCCACGUGAGCAUGAUCCGCAACGUCACCAGCCAGCAGGACGGAGGGCACAUCUACAUCCGCAUCAUCUUCAACGUGCCUGGGGCUGGAUUCAGUGCUGCCGACCUGCCCAUGCAGAAGUUUCCAGAUAGCAUCUUCAUUAAAGAGCUGUCGUUCAAGUCAACAGACUCACGACAUGCGAAUCAGGUGGUGCAGCUGAUCAAGACCAUGAGCAAGCACGUGCGGCAGCGGGAGUCGGAGCGUGCUGAGAGAGCGACACUUGUCACGCAGGAGAAGCUCCAGCUCAGCAAGGGCCGCCCGCCCCGCCUGCCCGACCUCUGGAUCCGCCCUUCCUUCGGAGGGAAGGGGCGGAAACUCACUGGGUCUUUGGAGGCUCACCUCAAUGGGUUCCGGUACUCGACUGCUAAGCCGGACGAGAGGGUGGAGGUGAUGUAUGGCAACAUCAAGCACGCCUUCUUUCAGCCCGCCGAGAACGAGAUGAUCACCCUGCUGCACUUCCACCUACACAACCCCAUCAUGGUCGGCAAGAAAAAGACAAAAGACGUGCAGUUCUUCGCCGAGGUCAUGGAGGUGGUCCAAACCGUGGGCGGCUCGCGCCGCUCGGCUUACGAUCCGGACGAAAUCGAGGAGGAGCAGAGGGAGCGGGAGCGGCGGAGCAAGAUCAACCGGGAGUUUAAAUCCUUUGUCAGCGCGGUGCAUUCUCUCUGGGAGAAGGACCGCGAGCUCUCUCGUCUCGACCUCGAAUUCGACGUGCCAUUCCGGGAAUUAGGGUUUCACGGCGUCCCGCACAAGUCGUCCGCGUUCAUCGUACCGACGGUGAACUGUCUCGUGGAGCUUAUAGAGGUGCCCUUUCUGGUGGUCACUUUGAACGAGGUAGAGAUUGUAAAUCUGGAGCGCGUGGGUCUCGGGCAGAAAACUUUUGACAUGGCGAUCGUAUUCAAGGAUUUCAAGCGGGAUGUGCUGCGGAUCGAUGCGAUUCCGAGCACGUCGCUCGACUCGGUGAAAGAAUGGCUGAAUUCGAUGAACAUCAAGUACUACGAGUCACGUCUGAAUCUCAGCUGGAAGGCAAUUCUGCAGAAUAUCAUGAGCGAUCCCGAGGCCUUUCUCGCGGACGGCGGGUGGGAGUUUCUGAAUCUGGAAGCUUCGGACAGCGAGGGGGAGGAGUCGGAGGAAUCGCAGGCGUACGAGCCGUCGGAUCUGGAGGAGGCUGCAUCCGACGAUGACGAUGACGAGAGCGAGGAUGAUGAGAGUGUGGUGGAUAGUGAGGAGGAGGAGGAGGAGGAGGAGGAAGAGGAGGAGGAGGAGGGUCCGACGUGGGAUGAGCUGGAGGCGAAGGCGCUAAGGGAGGAUCGGGAGAAGGGGGAGGAGAGUGAUAGUGACGCGACCAAAGUACUGACACUUAGUCCAGUCCGCAAUCCUCCGCAAGCCAUGGUUGGAAGCAAGCGAUAA
This is a messenger RNA of Closterium sp. Yama58-4, 10878 nucleotides long. The record is from the annotation of a GenBank genome assembly. NCBI's taxonomy places the organism in Eukaryota, Viridiplantae, Streptophyta, Zygnematophyceae, Desmidiales, Closteriaceae.